Molecule: messenger RNA, 2078 nt
Organism: Catharus ustulatus (Swainson's thrush)
Lineage: Eukaryota; Metazoa; Chordata; Aves; Passeriformes; Turdidae
Gene: MAB21L4
Product: mab-21 like 4
Exons: 5
Coding region: 766-2070 (434 amino acids)
Source: RefSeq, a predicted model, not a curated record
UUCAGUGACUGCAGCAUUCCGCUGAACUGGGCACAAGCGGGGGUUUUUAAAGGGAAAGCACGGCUUGGCAACAGAACCGAUGGUUUGGGGUUGAGGGAAUAUGACCAAUAGUUUUACAAGGAGAUAAAACGGGGGUCUGAAGCGGGGAGAAGGAUUUCUUAGCAAUCCUUCUGUAGGGGAUAGCCCUGCUCCCUCCACACUGGGGCUCGAAAUCCCGGCUUUGUGCGGGAUUCCCCCGCAGGAAAGCGCGCCCGGCCGGGGCCCAUCUGCGAGAGCGGCUCCGGGGGCUGCCGCACCUGGAAGGUCGGAGCCUGCUGGAGCCUGAGCCUGGUGUUGACAGAGCUGCACCGGGCCUGCUCUGGGCGCUGGCAAAGCAGGCUCAGGGUCCUGCAGCCCUUCCCAGCCCCGCUGCAGCAGGAGCUGCCCGGCUCCCGUGGGUGCCCCGCAGGUUGAGCAGCCGGGCAGGAGCACAGCGGUGCCUUCGCUGGCACUGGCUGUGACAGGGCGCUGCCGGCCCCCUCCCUGUGCAGGGGGUGUGGGAGGGCACAGCCGUACCCCGGCAUGACCCUCUGCAGUGCCGGAAGAGGGGCCGCGGUGUGAGUCAAGCCCCCGCCCUGGGUUUGCCCUGUACCUCUCCCUGGGAGUCACCCAGCACCGGUGCUCGUCAACACCCGGCUCUGCUUCCCUCCGCCCGCCCGGCCCUGCCCUCCCUGCCCACGCGCCUUUGCUGCUGCUCGGAGCGGCGUAAGCAGCAGCAGAGCUGCCAUGGAAGCCAACGCUUCCCUCUGGCACAGCUACCUUGGGGUGAUCGUGUCCCGCGAGAGGCAGCGCAUGGAGCAUUUCCAGCGGGCCGAGGACAUCCUGCUCACCCUGCUGGAGAGUGUCCAUGACAGGGAGCCCCGCUUCCUGGUGGACUAUGCCAGGAACCUGGAAGCCCUCGAGUUCGCCCUCUGUGCCUCGGAGGAUGCUGUCACUCUCGAGAUACCCCUGCGUAUCGACGGCGAUGCCCUGCGUGUGCUGGCAUGCCAGACCAGGAACAGCCCAGCCAGACAUCCUUCGGAGCUGAACACCUGCUGUCUGGAAGUGUGCUCUCCAGGGACUGAUUUGGAGGAUUGGACUGGUGUUGUGGAUGGGAUGGAGCGUGGAGGUGGUGCGGGGUGCCUGCUUCCAGGCAAAAUCCUCCAGCACCUGAAAGAGCUCCUUGUUUCAGCCAUCGUGCACUGCCAACGCCUCUUCCUGCUUCAGCCAGGUGACAUCAGUGCUGAAAAUCUGCAGGAAGAUGCCAUGGAGCUCUCCCUGCUGAUCCGUGGCAGCUGGAAGUCCAUUCGCUUUGACAUUGUUCCUGUGGUGAGGAGGCAGCAAGAGCCGCUCCAGCUCCGGAGGCGGCAGAGCGACAGGGGCUUCCCUGAAGGCAGCCUCAGGAAGGCCACAGAAGAGGCCCACUUUGUCCCUGCCUCUCCCCACUGCUGGAGAUCCUCCACUCACCUUCCCAUCCUGAAGCUGCUCCGAGGAGUGGACAGCCUGAAGGGACCCCGUCUGGACAGCCUUCGCCUGCUUGACCAGCUCCGUGACCAGGACUGGGGAGGGCAGGGUGGGAAAGGCACUCUCACUUUCAACCACCUGAAGAUGGUGUUGCUGUGGAGCACAGAGCUCUUCCCCUCCCCGGAGGACUGGCAGGACCUGGAAGGCUCUGUCUACAGGCUCUUGGUGAUCCUUCUCCGCUGCCUGGCCACCCAGCACCUGCCCCACUUCCUGAACCCAGAGGAAAACCUCUUCCAAGGAGCGGGCCCAGACCUUGCCUCCCUCUACUAUAAAGUCGAGAGCUUUGCCUGGGACCCCCAACGCUUCCUCCGCUUCCAUUUUGGCCUCCAUGGGUUCAGUGGCAGCUGGCAGGCAGACACUGAGACCCGAGCCCUCCUGCAGCUCCCCACCAAGGAUGCAUCCUACUGGGACACAGCCUACUUUGACAUGCUGCUCAGCCAGUUUCAGGUGUUCCGGAUCCAGGACAACGCACGCCUCUCCGCAGUGUCCCAGCUCCUCUCCAAGAUCCGUCAAGAAAUCCCUCAGUAGAGCUGAGU